Messenger RNA from Corticium candelabrum, 1651 nucleotides. RefSeq names its product dynein axonemal heavy chain 8-like. NCBI's taxonomy places the organism in Eukaryota, Metazoa, Porifera, Homoscleromorpha, Homosclerophorida, Plakinidae. The record is from RefSeq and is a predicted model, not a curated record. Gene Ontology annotation, biological process: microtubule-based movement. Gene Ontology annotation, cellular component: dynein complex. The transcript has 7 exons. Gene Ontology annotation, molecular function: minus-end-directed microtubule motor activity; dynein light intermediate chain binding; dynein intermediate chain binding. The coding region runs from base 1 to 1344 and encodes 447 amino acids.
AUGCCCAAAGCUUGGACCCGGGCACCCGCUCCUGCAGUUCGUGCGGAGACAACAUGGAACUCUACCCCUACGCUUGCAGACUCAGGAGGCGGAGAAGAGAUUACAGAUCACGCCCCGCCAACCCAGUUACCUACGGAAAGUUUUGUGGAGCCUUCAUCUAACAUGACUGGGGGUGUAUCCUGGAAUACUGUUCACUAUAUGUUGGGUGAGGUUCAAUAUGGCGGACGAGUGACAGAUGAUUACGACAAGCGACUUCUCAAUACUUUUGCGAAGGUCUGGUUUGGUGAGCAUAUGUUUUACGAUUCCUUUUGCUUUUACCGAGGAUAUGUCAUACCAAACUGCAAGUCUGUUGACGACUACCUCGAUGCCAUAGAGGAGUUGCCUCUAGUUGACUCUCCGCAAGCGUUUGGCUUGCAUCCUAACGCUGAUAUUACUUAUCAAAGCAAUAUCGCCAAAGAAGUCUUGGAUAUUAUCGUUAACGUUCAGCCUAAAGACAGCAGCACGGGCAGCGGAGAAACACGUGAAGUUAUUGUGUACCGUCUCGCUCAAGACAUGCUCGACAAGCUACCACCUGACUAUUUGCCUCACGAGGUGAAAGAGCGCUUGCAGAAAAUGGGUGCUCUCUCUUCGAUGAAUAUUUUUCUGCGUCAAGAGAUCGACCGAAUGCAGCGAGUCAUUAAACUCGUUCGAUUGACGCUUACUGACUUGAAAUUAGCAAUCGAUGGAACAAUUAUUAUGAGUGAGAAUCUGCGCGACGCAUUGGAUAACACAUUUGACGCGAAAGUUCCUCUCCUAUGGGGGAAGGUUUCGUGGGAAUCUUCUACGUUGGGAUUCUGGUUUACAGAACUGCUGGAGCGCAACGCUCAGUUUUCUAGCUGGCUCUUUGAAGGGCGUCCGAACGUGUUUUGGAUGACUGGCUUUUUUAAUCCGCAAGGAUUUCUAACUGCAAUGCGCCAGGAAGUUACCCGAGCACACAAGGGUUGGGCUCUCGACUCGGUCGUUUUGCACAACGAAGUUCUUCGACAGAUGAAGGCCGACAUCGCGUCUCCUCCACAGGAAGGCGUGUACGUUCACGGCUUGUUUCUUGACGGAGCCGGAUGGGAUAGAAGAGGUUGCAAACUAACCGAACCUUUACCGAAAGUGCUAUUCACACAAUUGCCCGUCGUGCAUGUUUACGCUGUCAACUCGACGGGACCGAAAGAUUCAAAAUUAUAUCAGUGUCCCGUAUACAAGAAACCUCAUCGUACGGACCUGACUUACAUCACUGCUCUCAGUCUGAAGACCGCUCAGCAUCCCGAUCACUGGAUUUUACGAGGAGUUGCGCUUCUGUGCGAUGUCAAGUGAACUAGACUAGUCGGACUGGAGAGGAAUGACAGAGGGAAAGACACAAAUAAUAGUAUUUUCUCCAUCUUUGCUGUUAAAAUAUGUAUAUGUAUAUGUAGCCGCCGUUAUACGACAAACUCGUCAAGAAACUAUACUGUAUAUUAUUAAGCAGCUCUCUGGAUAUUGCUGUGAGACGUUGCUGAUCAAUCGCAGUUGCCAUGUAGUUAGAAGUCUCGCGCAUGCUAGUUUGUUGUCUAGCUAGCUAAAGUUGUAGCUAUCAAAUAUGUAACAUCUGCCUAGGUCGUAUAGAUCCAAUCUUUCUUGCGAG